AUGGGCUCCCUCAACCCCGAACCAUCCCAGCAACCCCAUGUCCCCAGCCCUGGAGUAUGGUGUCCAUCAGUCACCUUCUUCAACCACGCAGACGACACAGUUGACCAUGACGCACAAGCGAAAUACUAUGCUCAUCUCGCCAACUCGGGCUUGAAUGGACUCAUCGUCAUGGGCUCCAAUGCAGAGGCCUUCCUCCUCACCCGGGAAGAGCGUUACGACCUCAUUGCCCUCGCGCGCAAGACCAUCGGCCCUGACUUUCCCCUCAUGGCCGGUGUCGGUGCUCAUUCCACAAAGCAGACUCUCCAACUGGCUGAGGAUGCACAUAAGGCUGGCGCCAAUUAUUUGCUGGUUCUACCUCCAGCUUACUUUGGCAAAGCGACUACAAUGAAUGUUGUCAAGCGCUUCUUCGCAGAGGUCGCAGCCAAGUCGCCUCUCCCUAUCGUUAUCUACAACUUUCCCGGUGUCACAAAUGGAGUUGAUCUUGACUCUGAGACCAUUGUCCAGAUUUACGAGGAGAGCAAGAAGUCGCAUCCCAGCGGAAAGUCGAACAUUGUCGGCGUGAAGCUUACCUGCGGUUCCGUUGGCAAGAUCACCCGUCUAGCAGCUCAGAUUCCCUCAGACGAAUUUUCCACAUACGGUGGUCAAUCCGAUUUCCUCAUCGGCGGUCUCGCAGCGGGCAGUGUUGGUUGCGUCGCGGCUUUUGCCAACGUGUUUCCCACUCUCACAUCAAAGAUCUACGCCUUGUACAAGGAAGGCAAAUUUGACGAGGCGCUCAAGUUGCAGCAGCUUGCGGCUCUGGCGGAGAGGCCUUGCAAGGCGGGUGUCGCGUCAACAAAGUACGCUGUCGCUGUUUACUCGGCCAAGUUGGCUGGUGUCGAGGGCGCCGAGGAGAAGUUGGCACCGCGACAUCCGUAUGAACCUGUUGGUGACGCGGUGAAGCAGGGCGUGAAGAGCAUUAUGAAGGAGGCUGGAGAGAAGGAGGAAGAGUUGCUCAAGACGUGGACUGAUCGUGUCAAGGGACGAUUGAACUAG
This is a messenger RNA of Fusarium pseudograminearum CS3096, 1032 nucleotides long. RefSeq lists its product as uncharacterized. The transcript is spliced from 2 exons. NCBI's taxonomy places the organism in Eukaryota, Fungi, Ascomycota, Sordariomycetes, Hypocreales, Nectriaceae. The record is from RefSeq and is a predicted model, not a curated record. Bases 1 to 1032 code for a protein of 343 amino acids. Gene Ontology annotation, molecular function: 4-hydroxy-tetrahydrodipicolinate synthase activity.